Gossypium arboreum is the source of this 598-nucleotide messenger RNA. RefSeq lists its product as uncharacterized. The transcript is spliced from 3 exons. Lineage: Eukaryota; Viridiplantae; Streptophyta; Magnoliopsida; Malvales; Malvaceae. The record is from RefSeq and is a predicted model, not a curated record. Bases 90 to 464 code for a protein of 124 amino acids.
AUUGUUGUUAUUUCUAGUUUGUUUAUCCAUAAUUAGUUUUUUCUUGGGAUAUGCAAACUUGGAACCUUUUAAAAUAAAGUGGGAAUAGCAUGGAGCAUGAAGCAUGCAGCGGGAAAUGGCGUCAACAUUCUCCUGCUUUUGAUUCAUUUUCUCUCUUGCCUAUAUUCGUUGACGCCAUUGUUGAUUUCUUAUUUUCCGAAAGCAGGCAGGGAAUAAAGGUGAAUUGGGAUUUUCUUGUAUAUGAAUCAGUGUGCACUACACCAUUCAAAAUGGCCACUCCCGAGAUUGAAAUUCAUCACAGAUUUUUCAGAAACAGCAUUUAUUCUUCUUUUCCCAAUUCUUCGAGUGUAGCCAAAGUAGUUCGAGGAUCAUUGCCUAUGUCGGGGAAGCUAGUCACACUAUCAUCUGAAGCACUUGGUAUAGUUAGAUCUUUUAUUUUGAUUAUGGCAUGUAUAGGACCCUGACUUUUGAGUUUUGCGUCAUUGUUAAUUGGCCAAAUGUGUUGGCUUACUUUAGCAUUUGAUUCAUUUUGUAUAAGGCCAUGGAAAAUGGCUAAUAUUGAAAGUUUAUAUAUGAAUGCAAGAUAGUCUUUCAUGAA